Molecule: messenger RNA, 1075 nt
Organism: Centropristis striata (black sea bass)
Lineage: Eukaryota; Metazoa; Chordata; Actinopteri; Perciformes; Serranidae
Gene: lsm3
Product: LSM3 homolog, U6 small nuclear RNA and mRNA degradation associated
Exons: 4
Coding region: 16-324 (102 amino acids)
Biological process (GO): P-body assembly; mRNA splicing, via spliceosome
Cellular component (GO): catalytic step 2 spliceosome; U4/U6 x U5 tri-snRNP complex; U6 snRNP
Molecular function (GO): RNA binding
Source: RefSeq, a predicted model, not a curated record
CGCAGACUCAAACUAAUGGCGGACGAAGUUGAGCAGCAACCGACAACCAACACGGUUGAGGAGCCUCUGGACCUGAUCAGACUCAGUCUAGACGAGAGGAUCUACGUCAAGAUGAGGAACGAUCGGGAGCUCCGUGGUCGACUGCAUGCGUACGAUCAGCACCUGAACAUGAUUCUGGGCGACGUGGAGGAGACGGUGACGACGGUGGAGAUCGACGAGGAGACUUAUGAAGAAUUAUACAAGUCCACCAAGAGGAACAUCCCCAUGCUGUUUGUCCGAGGCGACGGCGUGGUCCUGGUAGCCCCGCCCCUCCGGGUGGGCUAGCCCCGCCCACCUCCCGGUCUGAAGGAGCGUUUUGUGGGAGGCUUGGAACUCUUUUCUCAACACUGUCCCCUUAUUUAACGCUCACGGCUUGAAGAUCAGAUACGACACGAACCCCCAUUUUCCUUCUGGAUGUAAAACAUGUUCUGACUCGAGGAAAGAAGGAGGAAGUUUGUUUUGGUCUGUUUUUUGUUUGUUUUUUUGCAAAUUAUAAUCAGAUUGAUUGAGGGAUUAUGGGGGAUUUCAGGCAACAUUUAUUAGCUCUCUCAGUUAUUCUAAGAGCUGUUGAUAAAUUCCAACCGUUUUAGUUGUUAAGCCAGAAAAUGUGAUAAUUUUUCACCUCAAUUUUCCUCUAAUCCACAGACAGACAGACAAGUUAUAAAUGUCUCAUCAUGGUUUUUUUACGGCUUCAGACGUGUGGAUGUCAACUUGUUUUGGCCUGAUUUUUUCAAGUGUGUUUGAUAAGCAGACAGCAGACUGAGCAGAGAGGUUUUAUGGGAUUUUUGAUUCAGAAAUCUCUCAAGUGAAACUUUUAUGUUGUUUCUAAGUGUUAAAAAAAAGUGUUGCAGUGACUCCAAACCCAUCUCAUCUGUCAGUUUGUCUGGGGCGGUUUUUAGUUGACGUUUUGUUUUUUUUAAUAUAUAUUUUUGUAAUGUUUAUUAAACUUGGGACUUCAUCAUGCUCAGAUGUGUGGACAUUUGUUUUCAUUGGGUUUUGGUAAUUAAUAAAAAAGGAAAUUUGACCCCAAAAAAAA